GCGAACCUCCGCCGGAAGUCAGGAAGGCUGAAUCCGGCGCCGGGAAGAGUGAAAGUGGGGUUUUCCGGGUCUUGCGGCUAUAUCCUGCUUUUCUCUACUCUGGUCACUUUUGGGAAGAAAUGUCUUCUAUAAAAAGAAGCCCAAAGCAAGAAAUAAUUUCCCAGCUUCACUAUUCAGCUGCAGAAGGAGAUAUUGCCAGGCUAACAGUAAUCCUCAGUCAUUCUCCAUCUCUUCUCAAUGAAACUUCUGAAAAUGGCUGGACUGCUUUAAUGUAUGCUGCAAGGAAUGGGCACCCAGAUGUUGUCCAAUUUCUACUUGAGAAAGGGUGUGACAGAUCCAUUGUCAAUAAAUCAAGGCAGACUGCACUGGAUAUUGCUAAAUUUUGGGGUUAUAAGCAUAUAGCUAACUUACUAGCUAAUGCUAAAGGUGGGGUGAAGCCUUGGUUCCUAACUAAUGAAGUGGAAGAAUGUGAAAAUUAUUUUAGCAAAACACUGUUAGACCGAAAAAGUGAAAAAAGAAAUAAUUCUGACUGGCUACUAGCUAAAGAAAGCCAUCCAGCCACAGUUUAUAUCCUUUUCUCAGAUUUAAAUCCUUUAGUUACUCUAGGUGGCAAUAAAGAAAGUUUCCAACAGCCAGAAGUCAGGCUUUGUCAGCUGAACUACACAGAUAUAAAAAAUUAUUUGGCUCAGCGUGAAAAGAUCACCUUGAUUUUUCUUGGAGUAGAACUUGAAAUGAAGAAAGAGUCUUUCAAUUAUACUGGAGAAGUCCCAAGAGAAGAAGAAGAUGGGUUGGUUGCCUGGUUUGCUCUAGAUAUAGAUCCUGUUGCUGCCGAAGAAUUUAAGCAAAGACAUGAAAAUUGUUAUUUUCUUCAUCCUCCAAUACCUGCUCUUCUGCAAUUGAAAGAAAAAGAAGCUGGGGUUGUAGCUCAAGCAAGAUCUGUUCUUGCCUGGCACAGUCGAUAUAAGUUCUGCCCAACCUGUGGAAGUGCAACUAAAAUUGAAGAAGGUGGCUACAAAAGAGUAUGCUUAAAAGAAGACUGUCCUAGUCUCCAUGGUGUUCACAAUACAUCAUAUCCAAGAGUUGAUCCAGUAGUAAUCAUGCAAGUUAUUCAUCCAGAUGGGACCAAAUGUCUUUUAGGCAGGCAGAAAAGAUUUCCCCCAGGCAUGUUUACUUGCCUUGCUGGAUUUAUUGAACCUGGAGAGACAAUAGAAGAUGCUGUUCGGAGAGAAGUAGAAGAGGAAAGUGGAGUCAAAGUUGGCCAUGUUCAGUAUGUCUCUUGUCAGCCAUGGCCAAUGCCCUCCUCCUUAAUGAUUGGUUGCUUAGCUGUGGCAGUGUCUACAGAAAUUAAAGUUGACAAGAAUGAAAUAGAGGAUGCCCGUUGGUUCACUAGAGAACAGGUUGUGGAUGUUCUGACCAAAGGGAAGCAGCAGACAUUUUUUGUGCCACCAAGCCGAGCUAUUGCCCAUCAGUUAAUCAAACACUGGAUUGGAAUGAACCCCAAUCUCUAAAUCAAAUAACUAGACUUUGAGUAUUAAUUGAUUUCUAAUAACUUAUUCGUCAAGUGAGAUUAGAAAUAUUUAGUGCUCUUUGGAAUGUCACAACACAAAAUAUCAUAUUAGGUUUCAGAAAUAUUUUCAACAUGUACUUUCCAUCUUAACCAUAGAACUUGUGUUUUUAUAAAUUACAGGACUGCCUCAGAUUUUGUUAAAAUCCAAGUCAGCCUCUCCAAACACUUUUUUGGUUGUACUCCACAAUUCUAUCUCACAAAACCAUAUUUCUAAUAAGAAAAAUCAUGUUGUAAAGAAGUAUAUUUUAAAAAUGUAAACAAACCAAAAAAUGUAAACAAACCUAAAUUCCACUGCCUCUUUUAAGCAUUAGACCAAUCACUAAAGUUCUAUUCUUGAGAAAUCAGGCAAAAUAAUUUUAAUGAAUUUUAAGCUUCAUUUCCAGUCUUUUCAUUACCAUAAAGGUUCUUUCAGCCAUCAGUAGCUGAUUUUUGCUCACUUCGCAUUGUAUUCCACUUUUUUCUCCUGGUUUCAUUGUUCUAGCAGUGGUGCUGUUAUAGUCCUGCCACUCGUCUGUUUUGAUCAGUGUUAAGAAUUUUCUACUUUAACACAUCUGCUGAUGAUCAUAGUACCAUGCCUUCAUGAAAGGAGAGUUUAAAUGAGAGCAUACCACUAUGUAUGGGACCUCCUCCUUAAACCUAAAAUCAAUUAAUAUGUACAAUUAUCUGUUGAGGAAUUCUCUUCAAAGAUCAGAUGUUAAAUAUUUCCCAGAUAGAUUUACAUAUUCAAUAAAAACACUGGCUUUAUGUCAUUUUGCGAUAAGGGAUUUAUCUGCAUUUGCAAAAAGUUAUGUAAUCAUUACUAAUUAUAUUUAUUAAACUCAAAUGCAUUA
This is a messenger RNA of Callorhinus ursinus (northern fur seal), 2397 nucleotides long. RefSeq names its product nudix hydrolase 12 (gene NUDT12). Gene Ontology annotation, cellular component: peroxisome; cytosol. NCBI's taxonomy places the organism in Eukaryota, Metazoa, Chordata, Mammalia, Carnivora, Otariidae. Gene Ontology annotation, molecular function: NADH pyrophosphatase activity; protein binding; metal ion binding. The record is from RefSeq and is a predicted model, not a curated record. Gene Ontology annotation, biological process: NADP+ catabolic process; NAD+ catabolic process.